Molecule: messenger RNA, 2574 nt
Organism: Aspergillus glaucus CBS 516.65
Lineage: Eukaryota; Fungi; Ascomycota; Eurotiomycetes; Eurotiales; Aspergillaceae
Product: serine/threonine protein kinase
Exons: 2
Biological process (GO): calcium ion transmembrane transport; intracellular calcium ion homeostasis
Cellular component (GO): membrane
Molecular function (GO): calcium ion binding; calcium channel activity
Source: RefSeq, a predicted model, not a curated record
AUGAUAGCUAAUGAUGUUACUAUUGAUAUUCCGUUGAAUGAGGAGGAUGAGCACGAACACGAUCAACAUGGACAUGAAUUUCACCAGCACAACCAGCAUAAUCAACAAAACGAGGACCAGCAGAACCAGAACCACGACCAAGACAGAACAGACGCGCACAGCAAAAGCGACUCCCUCUCAUUCUUCAGAUACCACAGCUCAAUACACAACGAAGAAGAAGGCAGUGAAAAAGCACACCUCGUCCCAGACUGCGACGCAUCCUCAACAGGCCGACGCCGGAAAUCCAAACCCCAUAGAACACACAACAACACUCACACCACCAACCCCAACCCCAACUACAACUAUAAACCUAGCGACGACCACAAAGAACACCUCCCAGACGGAAACAAAAACCUAACCCGCCUCCACCGCCUCUACAAAUCCCUCAUAAACUCCUCCAUCAUAACACGCUACAUCGCCUACAUAACACCCCUCGCGAUCCUAAUCGCAACACCCAUUAUCGUCGGUGCAACGGUAGCCCGCUACGCGACUAUCGGUGGUGUCACGUUGUAUUGGUUCUUUGCGUGGAUUGAAGUCGUCUGGUUGAGUUUGUGGGUGUGUAAGAUUCUGGCGAGGGGGCUGCCGUAUGUUUUUGAGAGUUUGUGGGGGGUUGUUAGUCCUGGGGGGAGGAGGUAUGGGCUUGUGCUUAGGGCUUUGGAGAUUCCGAUUUCGUUGGUGGGGUGGACGGGUGUUUCUUUGGUUACUUUUUUUCCAAUAAUGGCGCAUAACCCUGAUCGAAUAGCGCAUGGGGAUACGAACCCCAAAACAUGGGAGAAGUCGGUUAAGAAUAUCCUCUUUGCGCUGUUCGUGUGCAGUCUUAUCUUCCUAACGCAGAAGACGAUGAUUCUACUUAUUUCGAUAAACUAUCACCGGAAACAAUUCGACAGCAGGAUCAAAAAGUCAAAACGCCAUGUUCAGCUGCUUAGUACGCUCUAUGAGGCGUCGCGGACUAUGUUCCCGAUGUACUGCAAGGAGUUCUACGACGAGGAUGUGUUUAUCUGUGACUCCAUGCUUGCGGCUGCUGGGGGUACUGCGUCGUCGAAUAGUUCGUUCCUGCGAGGAAGGGCGGGUAUCAUUCGGAACGUGGGCCAGAAUGUCAACCGCUUUGCGGACCAGGUUACCGAAGCUUUUGGGAAUGUUGCACAGGAGAUUACGGGGAAACAUGUGUUUAACCCGACGGCAGCGCAUUCGAUCGUUACGCAGGCGUUGGAGAAGAAGAAGUCUUCUGAAGCGCUGGGAAGACGGAUCUGGAUGUCAUUUGUUAUUGAAGGGCGGGAGGCUCUGUUCCCUGAGGAUAUCGCUGAGGUACUCGGGACCGGACGGGAGGAUGAAGCCGAAGAAGCUUUUCAGUUACUGGAUCGUGAUGAGAACGGGGAUAUCAGUCUUGAUGAGAUUAUCCUGGGUGUCACGGAAAUGGGGCGGAUGCGCAGAGCGCUGCAUCACAGUCUGCACGAUGUCGAUCAGGCGAUUCAGGUUCUGGAUAACCUGCUUCUCACUGUCGCUAGUAUAGUGGGUGUUCUCGUCUUCAUCUCCUUCGUGACAUCUGGCUUUGGAACGGUCAUUGCCGCCGGAGCAACAUCGUUGCUCUCACUCAGUUUCAUCUUCUCAACAACCGCCCAGGAAGUCCUAGGCUCAUGCAUCUUCCUCUUCGUCAAGCACCCCUUCGACGUCGGUGAUCGUGUUGAUAUCAGUGGCCGGUCGUACAUGGUCGAACGCAUUUCCUUGCUCUUUACAGUUUUCCAUUGCGUCUCAGACCACCGCAUCACGCAGACGUCGAACGCAACCCUAAACACCCUCUGGAUCGAUAAUAUCACCCGUGCAGACGCCAUGCACGAGCAACUCACCAUCAGCGUGAACUUCAACACCACUUUCGCUGAUAUUCAGUCUUUACGAGUUGAAAUGGAAACGUUCGUCCGGAAUAAGGAAAACUGCCGAGACUUCCAGCCCAAUGUCGAGCUUGAAGUCCUUGGUGUCGGCGACGACACAGACAGACUACAGUUGCGAGUUGACAUCCGCCAUAAAUCAAACUGGGCCAAUGAGAGUGUCCGCGCUUCGCGUCGCUCGAAGUUCAUGCGUGCUCUGGUCCUCGCCAUGAAAAAGCUCCACAUCCGUGGCCCCGGCGAUGAUUCCCCAAACAGCCUAGAAGACGACGAACCACCACCCCCAUCCACCAAUACCAACAACGACACCGAUAACAACCCAAACAAACGCGACUCAGACACGAGCACAAACGCCCAAAUCCGCGCAACGCAAGAACAAGGCCAAUCCACAGCACACCUCAUGGUCCCGCACAAAGCAAACCCCCCAACAGGAGCCAGAACGACCGGAUUUGACAGGGAUAGGGAGCAAUCCCCCGUAUCCACAAACUCCAUCGCAUCCUCAGGCCUCUUCCACCGCCACAGCGUACCCUCCCGCCAGAAUACAUCGAGCGCAAAUACAGGCCUGAGACCGGCGACGACGACGACGCCAGGAAGUGUUUCUGAAUUUCACGAUGAUUCGUAUCAGACGCCUGCUACGUCGCCGGAGCGGAUGCGG